Messenger RNA from Anopheles maculipalpis, 1194 nucleotides. Its product is annotated as zinc finger protein 626-like. Gene Ontology annotation, cellular component: nucleus. Gene Ontology annotation, molecular function: zinc ion binding. NCBI's taxonomy places the organism in Eukaryota, Metazoa, Arthropoda, Insecta, Diptera, Culicidae. The transcript is spliced from 4 exons. The coding region runs from base 1 to 1194 and encodes 397 amino acids. The record is from RefSeq and is a predicted model, not a curated record.
AUGAUCACCAUUUGCCGGUUUUGCUUGAACGAUGACGAAAAUAGUCUUUGCCUUCUCACGGAAUCAGUAGAUUCUUCUGUAACGAUCGAUGAUGUAGAAAUAUUGACAGGAAUACAGCUAAAUGCGGAUGAGUUCGACACAUACUCGGUUUGCUUCGAAUGUACCAAGCAACUAAAAAGUUCCAGCGCCUUUCGAGACCUUUGUCUAAGCAAUGAUUCCCACUUCCGGCAGCUUAGCAACAUGCAGUUUUUUAAAUUAGAACUAGAAUCGGUAGAAAUUGAUGUGAUGUCCGACGGUACGUUGGAAGCUGAUAGCAUCGGUGGCACACCACCAAUGGCCCAGCAACCAGUAACACCAACCGUUGAGUUGGAUAAUAAUGAGGUGGAUGAGGAGGAUGAUUACUGUUCUACAAACGAUUUUGUGUCGGAACAAUCUCACGAAGGUUACAUUCGCAACGACAGCGACAGCGAUGAAGCAUCGCUACAAUAUUCCAAUCAUCCUGCGUACGAAGCAGAACCGGAUCCAGCAAACGUUCCAGACGAUUUAAAAAACACCGCUCGGUCGAGGAGUGUUAAUACGCAACGGCAACUUUGCAAUAUGUGUGGAAAGAUGGUGACAAACAUAAUGCUGCACAUUUCGUGCCACAAGAAGGAGACCAACUACACAUGUCCACACUGUCCUACGAAAAUGACGCAUCCCGCCAACUUGAUGCGUCACAUCAAGGCGGUCCAUCUGAAAACAAUCGUUAAAACCUGUGACUUGUGUGGCAAAGGAUUCACGCACAAAAACACUUACAAAUCCCACUUGCGUUCACAGCACGACAUUGGAGAGUCCUACCAGUGUCAAAUGUGUACGAAGCUUUUUAAAUAUCCUAGCGGUCUGAGGGAUCAUAUGAAACGAUUUCAUACCACUGAAAGCAUUUACGAAUGUGGCGUUUGUGCCAAAAUGUUCAAAACGAAGCAAGCUUUGAAGGCACACGAGAAUGUACAUACCAAUGAAAAGUACUAUUGCUGUAAGCAUUGUCCAAAACGGUUUAAAAGUAGAAGCUCUAAAAAUACGCAUCAGCUUACGCACAGUGGCAUUGUAUUUAGCUGUAAGUACUGUGAUAAAUCUUAUCGUUACAAAACUUUGCUCAACAUACAUGUUCGAAAAAAUCACCAAUUAAGUAUGCACGAGAAUGAACAGGAACGAUAA